AUGUAUAGGGAUGUCUUGGCUGAAGAUGAUGGAACUGGAAAAGCAAACUUGCUAAUUGGAGAUGAGAAUUUCAAACAAAAGGUUGAAGAAGCUGAAGCUCCUUUAUAUGAAGAUAAGCUUUUUGACGAGCUCCUCCAAGCCUUAAAGGACAUGUUUCCGGAAGACUUUGAACAACUUGAGACGUGUCCAAAGUGUGGUUCUUCACGUUGGCAGGUUGGUAAACGUAAUAAUCACAUUUACAAAGGAGUUUCUGCAAAGGUGUUGCGCUACUUUCCUAUUAUACCAAGAUUUAAGCGAAUGUUUAAGGAUGAUGACAUGGCCAAAGACUUAACAUGGCAUCAUACCAACAAAAGUCAGGAUGGUAAGAUGCGACAUCCAGUUGAUUCGCCAGCAUGGGAGUCUAUUGACACUAGAUAUCCUGAUUUUGCCUCAGAUCCACGAAACUUGAGACUUGGUUUAGCUACCGAUGGAUUUAACCCAUUCCGCCAGCUAAGCUCUAGAUAUAGUUGUUGGCCAGUUAUAUUAGUUACAUACAAUCUUCCUCCAUGGUUAGCCAUGUCGAAAGAGAAUUUGAUGUUGACGUUAAUAAUUCCUGGGAAGAAACAACCCGGAAAUGAUAUUGAUGUUUACUUGCAACCACUCAUAGAAGAUUUAUGUGUGUUAUGGAAUGAAGGAGUGGGUGUAUUUGAUGCAACUACAAAUUCUACUUUUCAAUUUGAGGGCUAUUUUGAUGUGGACAAUCAGUUUGCUUGUGUGGCAUGUGGUGCUAACACGCGAUCUUUGAGGUUGCCGUUUAGUAAGAAGCAUGUAUAUACCAGCAAUAGAAGAUUUCUUCCACCUUCUCAUGAGUUUCGCAAGAAGGGUAAAUGGUUUGAUGGGAAUGAUGAUAUUGGGCAAAAACCAAGGGAAGUGAUCCUAUUAACAUAUGGAAAAAAGAAAUCAAUUUUCUUUGAUUUGCCGUAUUGGAAGAAAUUAUGUUUGAGGCAUAAUUUGGACAUCAUGCACAUAGAGAAAAAUGUUUGUGAAAGUAUUGUUGGCACAUUGCUACAUAUUAAAGGUAAAUCAAAGGAUGGACUUAAUUGUCGUAAAGAUUUAAAGGAAUUGGGUAUUCGGCAUGAUUUAUGCAUAACUGAAGAGAAAGGAAAAAAGACGAAACUACCUCCAGCACUUCACAACUUCUCUAAAGCAGAGAAACAUAUUUUCUGUAAGAGGUUGUUCGAUAUGAAGGUACCAGAUGGUUAUAGCUCAAAUAUUAGUAAUUGUGUGGAUCUAAGUGACUGCAAUCUAAUUGGACUCAAGUCCCAUGAUUGUCAUGUCCUAAUGCAACAAUUGUUGCCAGUAGCAAUAAGAGGUCUUUUGCCUAAAGGUCCAAGACAUGCAAUCUUUCGGUUGUGUGUAUUUUUCCACGAACUCUGUCUAGGAGUUAUUGACAAAAGUAAGCUGGAAGUAUUGGAGAAUGAGGUUGCAGAAACAAUAUGCAUGCUUGAGAAGUAUUUUCCACCUUCUUUCUUUGAUAUUAUGAUUCACCUUACAAUCCAUUUAGCGAGGGAAGCUAGGCUAUGUGGACCUGUUCAUUAUCGUUGGAUGUAUCCUUUUGAAAGAUUUAUGAAGGUGUUAAAGGAUUAUGUUAGAAAUCGAGCACGACCAGAGGGGUCUAUGGUAGAGUGUGUCUUAGCUGACGAGUGUGUGAAAUUUUGUAGUAAGUACAUAAAACAAGCUGAAAAUAUCGGUUUACGACAUAACCGAUAUGAGGAUGAAUCAAUUGUUAUUGGGAAUCCUAUUUCAGCUGGUGUGACAAUGACCAUGUCUUCAGAAAUGUACCAAAUUGCUCAUCGUUACAUAUUGUUUAAUAGCUCAGAAGCUGAGCCAUAUCGAGAAAUGCAUGUUGAGGAGCUUAAGUAUUCAGAUCCGAGCCUUGUAGGCAAAUUGAACAAGCUACAUAGGAUGCAUGCAACUCAAUUUUCAUCUUGGCUUCGCAAUAAGGUUAUUGCACUGGGAGACACAAGUGUCUCGGACAUGUUAAAGGGGCUUGCAUUUGGACCGAUAACACAAGUAAUGUCAUAUUCAAGAUAUGUUGUAAAUGGAAGGCGUUUUUUGUACAAGAGCUAGUGAGAAGAGUACACAAGACAGUGGUGUUUAUCUUGAAGCUGAAACAUCGGUCAAUGGCACCGAAGAGAUUAAAAAAAGGUUUUAUACUAUGGGGUGAUUCAAGAGAUUCUAGUGAUGGACUAUUACACGUUUCGGGUCCCCAUAUUUAAAUGUGAUUGGGCGAAUACUAGUAAUGGCAUUAAGGUUGAUGAUGGAUUUACUUUGGUCAACCUGCAUCGUCUAAAUCAAUUUCAAAAUGAUCCAUUUAUUCUCGCUUCACAGGCCAAACAAGUAUUUUAUUCAAGAGAGAGUGAAACGUCUGAUUGGUAUGUUGUUCUAAAAGCACCUCCAAAAGGGUUCCAUGACUUGGGAAAGUUUGACGAGGAUGCUUACAUGUCAUAUGCCCCAUUAGAUGUUUAUAAACUUGAUGAUUGUGUAGGUGAUGAAGAUGAAGGUUAUGUUCGGGCAGAUUGUGAGGCCAUUCAUGUGUAAAACUAGACUAUUAUUGAAUGAAAACAUUUUUCACAAAUUUCUCUA
Messenger RNA from Malus domestica (apple), 2625 nucleotides. Lineage: Eukaryota; Viridiplantae; Streptophyta; Magnoliopsida; Rosales; Rosaceae. The record is from RefSeq and is a predicted model, not a curated record.